UCAGCUGAUUGCUCUCGUCUAGGCAGCAGCAGAACGAACAGCUGAUUCUGCCAGCUCAUAUCUUCUCUGUUAAAGCUGUUGUAUAUAUGUUCUGUUCGUGAACCGAUUGAGCCAGAGCGAAUAUAACUUGAAUGACUGCUUUGUACAGCUUGAAACUGAAUUCUCGUGACCGAGCUCUCGCGAAGUCAAGUCAGACGACCAAAGCAACCGCCUCGAUAGACACAAUGCAGUCCACUGCCGAUAGAGUUUCGAGGCUCGACAGCGUUGAGAUGGAGACCCAGCAGCAAGUUGGUAUCACCUACGCUUUGCAUCGAUUGCUUGAUAAAUUGGCUGAUAUUUUACUUGGUAAACGGAAAGUUACCCCAACUAGCUCUGUGAUUGAGACUGCCAAGACUAGGGAGUGGACGCAGAAUUCAGUGUCUGUAAACGAGAAUAGUUACGGUACAUUCGAAGACCCAGAUGAAAAGGAAACGUGUGAAAGUCUAUCAAAGCGUAUAUUUGAAACUCUUAGGACUGCGAAAGAAGUUAAACUAGACUGCGAAAUGUACAUACCAUGCAAUCUAACUUUAAGGAUUGCGCAAGACAUUAUGCGAAUGUCAGAAUGUGAACCGUGUGGUAUUAGAGGCUGUACAACAUUCAUUACGAUGGAGGACGGGAGACAUAUUCGAAAGCUCGGUAAAAUUGCUGUGGAUCCUGACACUGUGGCAACGUUUGAAAUUCAUCUGACCCUUCAGCGAAUUGACAAAACUUUCUUCAGUUUGACAUUUCCAACUUGUCUAAAAUUUGCGCAUAGAAACUCAAUAACAGUAAGCCCGGGAUUUAGACUGAUCAAGAACAAACUAUAUCGAUCUCCAGUCUUGACAAUUAAAUAGCGCAAGAUAUUUAUUUUUUGUAUUAUUUAUAUUUAAUAUACAUGUACCUCAAAGUGUAAACUUCGUAUAAGUGUAAAAAAAAAUUUGGUAAAAAUAGAUCACGCAAUCGAUUGAUUGAUAUAUUGAAAAAGUUGGUCUGGAUUUAAUUAAUCAUAAUUAAAUGCAAAUAAAAAAAGAGAAUUACAGAUCAGUGAACGCUUAUGCAAUGGAAUAAAGUCUAUUGCAUUGUUUUGCAGUGCAAAAAAAACUUAUUCAAAAAAUAUCUUGUUAUCCUACUAAACCCUCUAAAGGUGUUAAAAAAACGGAAAUUGUUUUAUAGAUUUUCAGUUAUAUCAUUAUUAUUAUUAGGAUUAUUGUCUAAUGAUUUAUUUCGUUAGACUGACGUAUAUUCCAAAUAAUAUAGUUGAUAUGCUUAUUCACCGUUAAAACAUAAGUAAUUUAUUUUCAUGAAUUCGACAUAUACUACUUACUUAUUUCACUGGAGUUUACUUUCACUGAUUUUUAUCUGUAGUGUACUGAUACAAAAAAUGUAUAUCCUUUUAUAAGAUUUCUUCGUUAAUUUGUGGUUGUAUGAUUAUAUCACACUGCCUAGAAAUAAUACCAAAAAAAAUAUUGCUGAAACAAGAAAGUUAUUAAUUCAAGUCUGCAUCAGACCUGGCAAUCCCAAAGCAAUUUUCAAUGCAUGUACUUAUGUACUUUUCAAAUCCAAGAUGUAUAUGGGUUUUAUGCAUUAACUUCCCUGGCAAUAGGCUUACCUUCCCGUCCAAGUUUCUUCUAGAGUAAGUUGACCACCGUUUUGUGGUAGAUUCACAAUAUAUAUAUAUUUACUAUUUCUACAGAGUAUUUUGUAUUUCAUAUUCUCUUAACUUGGUUUCAAUCCAUGCAGAUUAUUAUUGAUUUGUUUUUCCAUGCAUUGUCUUCUAUUUUGAUUUGGAAGAGCAGUUAAUGUACUGUAAAAUCAUUUAUUUUUACUGACAUUUCACUAUUUCGAUGCUUUGUGAAAUUUCACUGAGUUUUGAUGUUUCAUGAACUUAGUAGAAAAACAAUGAGUUCACAAUUGUUACUUUACAUGUGAAUUUAAUUUAGUAGAUUUUACUUAUCAAAAAAAAUAGCGAAAUUGAAAACUAGUAAAUAAUGAAUGUGUUUACAGUAUUGACUGUAAACUGGUUACAUCAAUAAAAUCACCUCUUAUACCCUCCAAA
Messenger RNA from Saccoglossus kowalevskii, 2074 nucleotides. Its product is annotated as DNA damage-inducible transcript 4-like protein. Lineage: Eukaryota; Metazoa; Hemichordata; Enteropneusta; Harrimaniidae. The record is from RefSeq and is a predicted model, not a curated record. Gene Ontology annotation, cellular component: cytoplasm. Gene Ontology annotation, biological process: regulation of TOR signaling; apoptotic process; negative regulation of signal transduction.